Molecule: messenger RNA, 3471 nt
Organism: Porites evermanni
Lineage: Eukaryota; Metazoa; Cnidaria; Anthozoa; Scleractinia; Poritidae
Source: the annotation of a GenBank genome assembly
AUGAUUGAGUUAACAAAGAAGCUGGAAUCUUUUCUUCAAUCGAGAGGUACAGAGAAGCUUCAGGAAUCAACGAAGAAACACCUGAGAAAGAAACUAGAGUCAGAGUUUGGUUCCACUUUGGAAAUUUUUCCAGAUGAAAAGGGAAAGCUACUGGUUAUUCCUGCAAACCUGGAUAUCAAGGAAACAGUAAAGAAGAUGGUUAACCUGGAAAAGGAAGUAAUGAGUUUUAAGUCCCAAGCAACAGAAAUGCAAACGAUCGUCGAUCAGAGCGCUGAACACUUGCGAAAUGUGAUUUUAGAUAUGAAGUGGACUAUGCCCUGGCCUAUUCUCCCGUCCGAUUUAUCCGUUGAUCAGUUUCCUGUACCAGAAUGUCUUCGUCGCUUCUUGAUAGGACUACUCACAUCAAAUCGUGACGUGAAGAAUCCCUCACCAAGAGUGAAAAUGUUACUUGAGUCCUUCAGUCAAGAUAUUAUUUAUGCAGUGACCGGCGGCAGGACAAAACCACCUAAGCAGAUUCUCCUAUCGUAUGGAGUCAAAACUUUGACUGGCAAUGUAGAAUUAAUCCGUAUGCUCAAUAGAUUUGGCCAUGGCGUGUCGUAUUCCCAGCUAGAAGAGAAUGAUACAGCCUUAUGUCUCCAAAAACUCGCUGCUAACCUCAAUCAGACUACAAUACUGCCAGGAACCAUUCAACCAAACGUUUUUACCAAUUUAGCUUGGGACAACAUCGAUCGCCUAGAGGAAACCUUGACUGGAGGGGGUACAACCCACAGAGUUAAUGGAAUAGCGGUGCAACCAAGAGUCUUUGGGCCACAUCUACCAGCUCCACAGCUGCCUCCAAUUUUGAAGCAGAAGCAGAGGAGUAUCAUCCACGAAGAGCAACCUUUGCCCACGUACAUCGCUGGUGAAAGAGUUGGUCCAGGUCGUAUUAAAGCGAGCAGCAAUCUGAUGAACAUCCAGGAAGCAGAAGCUCGUAAUGCUCAAGCAUGGAAUCUGACCUGGGCUGUGGCACGCCAGACCCAUGUAGAGGACCAGAGGGUACCAAGCUGGACCGGUUUUCAUGUUCAAACGCGAAGCAAGGAGGAUGUGCGGGAGGACGUGGUGGCUUAUUUACCAACAAUUAAUGCCCCAGCGACAGAGCUAAGCACCGUUAAUGAAAUCCUGCGCCAGUCCGAAGACAUCAGGAAAAGGCUUUAUCUAGACCAGAUCGUCGUUGUAUUGGAUCAAGCAUUAUAUGCCAAAGCAUGUGAGGUUGCUUGGAAAAACAGAGAGCUUUAUGAGAAAAUCAUUCUUCGCUUAGGAACAUUUCAUACAAUCUGCAACCUACUGUCCAUAAUAGGGAAGCGCUUUCAAGAUGCAGGCUUGAGUGAUGUCUGUAUCGAAUCUGGCAUACUAGCUGGAGGAUCCGUGUGUGGUGUUAUGGAAGGGAAGGUGUAUAAUCGUGCUGUUCGCAUCCACAAGUACAUCUACGAAGCUCUUAUGCGACUCGUAUGGAAGCAGUUUGUGCCAUGGCUAACAGUUAACCAUGCAGACAAAGUGGGUAAACUACGUGUCCUCCAAGUCAAGGUCAGCGACAUGGUCAAUGAAGUAGAACUCCGACAGUGUGAAAGUAUUUUGAACAGUGAUCCUUUCAAAGAAAUUCACCUGAUUUGGAUGCAAUACUUGCAAUACCUGCGCUCUGAGAAUGGCCCACUGUCCUGCUUUUGGAUGUCGUACAUUGACAUUGUCGGUGAUGUACUACUUGGAUUGAUUCGAGCAUCUCGUGAAGGUAACUGGCAGCUACAUCUCUACGCCAUUCGUAACAUGAUCCCGUGGUGCUUCGCGUACGACAAAAUAAACUAUGCUAGGUAUCUACCUGUCUACUACGCUCAGAUGAUAAAUCUCCCCUCCGAACACCCGAACGUGUAUUCCAACUUCAUGAAUGGAAGAUUUUCCGUUCAACUUGCUGGAGAAAGCCCUUUUGGGCGCAUCCCUGUAGACCAGACCACGGAAGUCACUGUCAACAAGGACACCAAGUCAAGUGGGGGCAUUACCAAGUAUAGUCUAAAGACAGGAGCGGUAACUAGAUUCUACAUGACAGCUGAGUACCGAUGCUCCUUUCUUGCUCAUUUGAGAGACAUGGUUCAAGUCAAGCGCCCAUCCUAUCAUCAUGACGAAAUGCUGUCUACCAGGAAGCGCAAAGACGAGCAAGCAGUAACAACAAUAGAGAGUCUGAUUGAAGGCUGGAACAAUCCCUUCACAGAGAGGAAAGAGCUUGUGAGUUUAUCCACUGCCAAACAAGCGCCUGAAGAUGUAACUAGAGACCUUUUGAACGCUCGAAAAGUCGGCGAAGAGGCCUAUCAAGUGUUCAAAGAGCAACGUCUGGAAUCGUCUCCACCACAGAAGAAAUUUCAUGACACAAUGAAGUUGAACAAACUGAAAACCUUUUCUUCCCUUAGUCAGAAGAAAAAGGUUUCCACCGACGGCAGGACGAUGGUCUUGAAAGCCGAUAGGUCUCUUUUUGGGCGGAUCAUAAUCAUUGGUCAGAGCCGGAAGAUUGAUGUGAGAGAACUGCUACAGUACAGCUUGGGGCCAUUACCGUGGUCUUUAGCAACUACAGAAGGGUUUCCUCGAAAAACAAACAAAGCAGCGCUGGCGACUCCCCUCCAAAAGGAUGUACCGUUAGCUGAUGGCCUUCCGCAGAACUCAGCUGCUAUUAUCGACGGUAUGAGUCUAGUUCAGAAGUUGAGCGUUGGUGGAGGACAGACAACCUUCGCAAUGGUUGCUUCUUCUCUUCUAACAAAAGUUCUUCACGAAGGUUCCCAGAGCAACAGAAUCGACGUGGUUUUCGAUACAUACAGAGAUAUGUCAAUUAAGAACGCAGAGAGAACCAUGCGUGGAGAAGUUGCGGGAGUUCAACUGUCGCAUAUAAGUUCUACUCAGCUGGUCAAGCAGUGGAGAAAGUUCCUGUCGGAGGUCAAGAACAAGACAAGUCUAAUCAAGUUCAUUUCCAGAGAAUGGAGAGAAGAAGACUGCAUGAGAAGGCUGAAAGGAAAAACAUUGUUUGUUACUGCCGAGAGCGAAUGCUGGAAGAUAACUGAAAGGGGAAGCGAGAAUGUGGCAGAGCUGACAAGUAACCAGGAGGAAGCUGACACUCGUCUACUGCUUCACGCUAAACAUGCUGCCCAGGAGGGGUAUGAAGCAGUCGCAGUGAUCUCAGAAGACACAGACGUGUUUGUCUUGCUUUUGAACUUCUCAAGCAUUAUCAACACUAAACUCUAUAUGAAGUGCGGUUCCAGAACGAGGACGCGACUUGUCGACAUCAAAGGAGCAGUUCAGAGAACCGGGCGAGAGAUAUGCGAGGCACUGAUUGGGUUGCAUUCUUUUACAGGGUGUGAUUCAGUAAGUGCCUUUGCUGGUAAAGGAAAGAUAGGGGCUCUUAAAAUCCUUAAAAGCAAUGAAGGCGCAAGAAGAGCGUUCCGAGAGCUUGGCUAG